Molecule: messenger RNA, 1998 nt
Organism: Cryptomeria japonica (Japanese cedar)
Lineage: Eukaryota; Viridiplantae; Streptophyta; Pinopsida; Cupressales; Cupressaceae
Product: ent-kaurene oxidase 2
Exons: 8
Coding region: 413-1927 (504 amino acids)
Biological process (GO): gibberellin biosynthetic process
Cellular component (GO): endoplasmic reticulum; chloroplast outer membrane
Molecular function (GO): ent-kaurene oxidase activity; heme binding; iron ion binding
Source: RefSeq, a predicted model, not a curated record
UGUUAAAGGAUCUCAGAGUGGACAGCAGACCUUAUUUAUUUUACAGUCCUCUACAACCAUAACAAAUCCAAUCCUAGGAGACUGUGUUGAGAAAUAGGGAAUAAGAAGGCGAAGCGAAAUUACUGAUUGUUAUUGGGCUAGAAGUGAUCUAACAGCAAGCCACAAAAUCCAUUACUUGCUAAAUCUACUGUGGUGAGAAUCUAACAGAAGAUUUCCCCACAUGCCACAAGAAAGCAUCUUUACUGACUGCCCCUCAAUGGAUGGUCCCCCUACAGCUAAUUCUUGUUAUCAUUUAUUUUCCACAAUCUUAUUGAUAUUAUUUAGCCUUAUUUACAGUUAUAUAUGUGUAGGGUGGGGGAAGGAGAGCUCAUACUCUUGUAUUCAUACUUAAGUAAAAUACUGGUUGAGCAAUAUGUUCCAGUAUUAUUUGUUUGAAGUCUGGAUUGCCAUCCAGGUUGUAAUGGUGGUGGGUUUAGUAUUCAUUGGCAUUAAAUCUUGGUCAUCAAAGAAGAAGAAAUACCCACCAGCUGUGGGUGCAUGGAUGGUUGUGAGGGACCUUGUUCUCUACAAGGAUAAGGUGCCUCAUAGAACAUUUUACCAGUGGGCUAAAUGCUAUGGUCCUGUCUAUUUUGUCCGUACUGGCUUUUCAUCUGCUGUUGUUGUAUUGAAUUCAGCAAAACCUGCCAGACAAGCCAUGACAGACCAUCAUUCAUCCAUCACAGCGAAAAAACUGACCACAGCCUUGAAAGUGCUGUCGUUGGAUAAGUCAAUGGUGGCCCUGUCAGACUAUGGAAGAGAUCAUCGUUUAAUGAAGAAGCUCAUGGUUUCACACCUUCUCGGAACUGCUCCUCAAAGAAAUAAUGCAUUCAUGCGAGAGGAAAUGGUGCAGAAGCUAGUAACUUCCAUGUAUCUUGAACUCAAGAAAGCUUGCAAUGAUACAGUGAACAUGAGCAAGAUAAUUCUAGAUCACUUGUUUCAUUUUGCUCUAAAUCAGGUGAUAGGCAGAACUGUGGAACCCUUAUACGUUGAAGAGUUGGGUAGUGAAAUUGUAUCAGUGCAAGACAUGUAUGAUAUCAUAGUUGGGGAACCUGGAACUGCUGCUCUAGAAAUCAAUUGGAGAGACUUUAUUCCUUAUGUAAAUCGAUGGUUUCCUAACAAGAAACUACUUAGAAUGUUAGAUAAUGUAACGAGGAGGAGGACAGCACUUGUGAGGGCUCUCAUUCGCCAAGAGGAGGACCUUUUAUCCUCAGGAAAGGAAUCGAAAGGAUAUCUAGACAUGCUUCUCAAGGAAGGGGAGAUUCUGAGUGAGAGGCAGCUGGAGACUGCAAUAUGGGAGCCUGUUAUUGAAAGCACUACCACAAGUCAUGUUGCUAUGGUCUGGGCUUUCUUCAACCUCGCCAAGCAUCCUCAUACUCAGGAACGACUGUACACAGAGCUAAAGCAAGUAUGUGGAAAGAAAGCAGUAGAAGAAGAGGAUUUGGGGAAGUUGGCAUAUCUGAAAGCAAUAUUUUAUGAAACAGUACGCAGGCAUUCUCCUUUGCCUCUACCGCCACUACGUAUCGUUCACGAGGAUGUGGAGAUUGAAGGGUACCAUGUUCCAGCAGGGUGGCAGAUAUUAAUCAAUAUAUGGGGAGCAAACAACUAUGAGGGAGAAUGGGAAAAUGCAAAUGAGUGGAAUCCAGAGAGACAACUCAAGUUUCCAAUAGAAGAGGAUAUUUAUAGGAAUGUGGUGUUUGGAGCAGGGAAUAGGUUGUGUGCAGGAUGGGCACAAGCAGUGACAAUAGCCUCCUUAGUUAUUGGGAGGAUUGUUCAAAAUUUCAAAUUGGAAAUGCCAAUUGGACAUGAGGAAGACUAUGACACAAUAGAAAACACAGGAACUCAUAAGUUGCGUCCUCUCUUUUGUAUUCUCACACCUAGAAAUGUCUAAUUCAUGUCCCCAUGUUUUGCAUUCGGAUAAUAAUAUUUAUGAUGCAUCAUAUUUUAUGAUGCUUAACAUUA